Cherax quadricarinatus is the source of this 2960-nucleotide messenger RNA. NCBI's taxonomy places the organism in Eukaryota, Metazoa, Arthropoda, Malacostraca, Decapoda, Parastacidae. The record is from RefSeq and is a predicted model, not a curated record.
AAUAAAUAUCGCUACUUUAGGAAUUGUAUGGAGUAAUGAGUAUUACAAGAGUUUAAAAUGAGUGGUACUUGGGCAUUUUUUUUAUGGAAUGAAAUUGAUAGAGAGGAAGAAGGUGGUGGGUAUGUGAGGACUAGACAGCGAGGGUGAGGAGAGAUGUUUAAGGACCCCUGAAGGUGGCAGCACCUCAGUGUUAUGCUAGACAGUGAAAGGAGAGUAUCAGCGCUACUCACCUCCAGUUUACCUACCACGUGUAUAGUGUUCAAACUCUCAUACAUCAUAUUGUCGCCAUCAUGCCCGACGGAGAGGCUAGAGUUGACCCCGAGGUGAAAUAUGGUAGUAGAGAGAGUAUUUUAUCUCUGGAACAAGAGCAAAAACCAUUGCUUUCUGCGAGUGAAGGUGCAAGCAGUGGCUUGAGUAACACAACUGCUGACCCCGAUAACAUGCCUCAGCUUGCCAGUGUGGCUGGUGUUAAUGCUAAAACUUUAAUGGGAAAUAAAGAGUUCUCGUGUGUGUCCCAGGUUCCUACUAUAAAUGUGUGUACAGUGAAUGGUGAUCUUGUGUGUGAUGAAAGUGACUCGAGACAACACCUUCCGUUUAGCCCAGAUUCUCUAGAUGUUUCGAGUAAUGAAACCUCUACUCAGGAUAUAGUGGGUCCACAACACACUUUUUAUCUUCCCACGGAGGAGGAAACAGGUGGCUUAAGUGUGGAUAGUGAGGUAGCCGUAGUGGGCACGGUGCCCGGGGCAUGUGACUUCCCCACCCUACACACUCAAACAUCACAGGAGGCCUGCCCAGCUGGGAGGCAGCUACAGGGAGGGAAGCACAUAUUCUUCGUUAUUCCAGUUAACGGCAGUGAACCACGCCCCAAACUCAGUGAUGGGGUAACAGAGGCCGAUGGCCCUACUCUCGCUACGACCUCCACAACAGAGCAGGCCUCUUGCCCCUACCUACCACGUACUGCUUCGUCACCUGGAAGCGUCUACCCUGUACGUAGCACUCCCUCACCUGGAAGCGCUUAUCCACCACGUAGCACUCCCUCACCUGGAAGCGUUUAUCCACCACGUAGCACUCCCUCACCUGGAAGCGCUUAUCCACCACGUACCACUCCUUCACCUGGCAGCGCCUACCCUCACUACAAUAACGCAAGGGGGGCUGCCAUGGGCAGGCUGAUGGCUAACCCCUUCCAGACUGUGACAGGUAUUAGUGCAGGCACCACACCCUAUUGUCCCUACCGUACCAUCCAGUACAUCCCGUACCAGACUAUGUCAGGGGCACGAGUGGGUGCCAUCCACUACGGCCCAUCCCAGAGCACGGUGGGGAACACCAUGGGAGGUGCUGACCCCUACAACCCUUAUCACACCAUCACUGGUAUGGUUCCCUCCUCGUACCAGCGCUCAGAGUACGGCCUCCAGCGAGUACCUACAACCUCACGUCGGGAAUACGGCAUUGGUGGGUCCUCAUUACUAAACCCACAAUCCAGUUUAUUUCACCCUCAGUCGAAUUUAAUACAUCCGCAAUCAAAAUAUGGACUCGGUGACAUUCCACCAUCUCUGGCAUCUGUUGUGCUACCCUCUGAUCCCGUGUCUUCCCCCAUGUUAUCUAAGAACUCCUCCGGGAGGUGUGUAGGUGGCCGACCGGUAGGGAUGCACCGGGUGUCCACUUUGCCAGCCUACCCUAACCUCAACCACCAGCCACAGGCGGCAUCCUGCCAACAGAACAGUUUUCCGCGUCUGCCUUCUCUCUCGCCGGAGCAGGCUACCUUUCAGUCCAUUAAUCAGUUGACGGUGCGGUCAGCGGGUGGCCUUAGCGUUGACGUAGGCAGUACUGACGGUCGCAAUGUAACCGUCCACGGUGCUGUUGUCUCAGCAGAGCAGCUACCCUUUCUUCCCUCAGUCGACAGGGACGGGCAGGACGAUGCUGGGAGCAAACGUAGAGGUGGCAAGGAAAUGGAGCCACGUCAGACGUGGGAAAAUAAGGCCCAGUUCAUCCUAGCUUGUGUUGGUUAUGCUGUGGGCCUCGGUAACCUCUGGCGCUUUCCCUACCUUUGUUACAAGAGUGGUGGCGGUGCCUUUCUCAUCCCAUACUUUCUAAUGAUGUUCUUGUGUGGCAUCCCACUGCUAUUGAUGGAACUGACUGUAGGCCAGUACACACGAAGAGGACCUAUUGCUGCAUUAGAGAAGAUAUGCCCUAUUUUCAAAGGUGCUGGAGUGGGUACUGUGGUGAUAUCUUUCUUGCUGUGUACAUACUAUAACGUCAUCAUUGCGUGGGUAAUAUUCUAUCUUGUGCAAUCAUUUUAUGCUGAAUUACCAUGGAGUCAUUGCAAUACUACAUGGGCUGUCAACUGCUUUGAUGAUUAUGGUCCAGGCAUUAAAGCACCAAAUGGAACUAAAUCUGCAACAGAAGAAUUUUUUGAUGAAGUGGUUCUACAAAAGAGUGAAGGAAUAAAUGACAUGGGGUCCAUAAGGUUCGAGAUACUUUUGGCACUGUUUAGUGCGUGGAUGCUUGUCUACUUCUCACUUUGGAAGUCUGUCAAGUCUUCAGGACGUGUGGUAUAUGUGACAGCAACUCUUCCCUACUUGCUAAUUGGGGCAUUCCUCUGGCGAGCAUUGACAUUACCAGGUGCUAAUAAAGGUCUUCAGUACUUUUUUGAACCUCGAUGGGAGCUCCUACUGCAAGCUCAGGUGUGGGUAAAUGCAGCUGCCCAAAACUUCAACAGUAUAGGCAUUGCAUUUGGAUCAAUGAUAGCAUUAGCAUCAUACAACAAGUUCAAUAACAACAUAGUGAUAGACACCUGGGCAAUCAGCAUCACAAACUCAAUGACAUCGCUGAUGGCCGGUAUGAUUGUCUUCUCUACACUAGGCAACAUUGCUCUGGAGCAAGGGAAAGAAAUUGAUGAUGUUGUUGCAGAAGGUAGGUCAAGAGAUUACCAAACUGUUAUUAAAUAAUUUAGGUACAGUACU